AAAGGCACCAGCAGAAGUCGUGGAAUAGGUGCAAAGACUCUUGCCAAAGAGCAAGCAAGAAUAACGACACACCAGCGCCAUCUACUUCCUGCGGAAAACGUCAUAGCUGUUGAAAAUGGCGUUGGUUUCUGGGGAACAAGAAUAUUCUUCUCCCGCGAAACGCAUAAAACUCGACCAGACUCAACACCUAUCAAAUUCAAAUGUGGAACUUGAUUUCGGAACUUAUUCUGCACCAAUUAAGAAUGUCCACGAAGUUAUAGAAGGCCAAUAUUCAGUUACUGCAGAGGUGCUGAGUAGUAUAGAUUCAGGCUACAAUGAAAUGUCAUCAGCUUCAUGCAGCGACAACAGUGGUCAAUCAGGAUCAUCUGGUUUGGAAACUACUGUGUUUUCAAGCCAAAAGGAUUCUUCCAAUGAUGUCUGUGGGGAUUGUGGAAAAGAAGAGGAAGAAGAAGAAGACGAUGAUGAAAAAGAUGAAGUUUCAUCAACAGUGAGCAAUCUUUCUAACCUUAGUGGUCUAUCUGAUUUGAGUGGACAAGAAUGGAAACCAAUGGCCGGUCCGAUGAGUUGGGUGCAGAAACAGAGGCUUAUUGGAGUAAACCCUCGAAAUAUUUUAAGCCAGCUAAUGGGUGAUAAUUCACACAUUCCUCCAACAAUGGAUGAUCUUACCCUCUGGAAGAUAAUAGUCAAUAUUCUAAGUGAACCACCUAGGCGACAGAAACUUCGACAUGUUAAUACUCUUUUGGAUGUUGUUCGAUUACUGAAAGGAGCUAAGAAAAUAAUUGUUCUCACAGGAGCUGGGGUUUCUGUUUCAUGUGGAAUACCAGAUUUUCGCAGCCGUGAUGGCAUCUAUUCUCGCCUUGCCCUUGAUUUUCCAGACCUCCCAGACCCACAAGCAAUGUUUGAUAUCCAAUAUUUUAGUCAGGAUCCGCGUCCUUUCUUUAAGUUUGCUCGUGAAAUAUAUCCCGGUCAGUUUAAACCUUCUCCUUGUCACAGAUUUAUAAAAAUGUUGGAAAAACACAAUAAACUGUUAAGAAACUAUUCCCAAAACAUUGAUACAUUGGAACAAGUUGCUGGUAUACAAAAUGUUAUUGAAUGCCAUGGGUCUUUUGCUACAGCUUCUUGCACGCGAUGCAAAUAUAAAGUAACAGCUGAUGCAAUUAGAGAUGAUAUUUUCGCUCAGAAGAUACCUUUGUGUCCACGGUGCUCAAACAAUGCAACUUCUCACACAAUUGACAAUGAACGUUACUCAGAUGAUUAUAAAGAACUUGUUAAACAAGGGAUUAUGAAACCAGAUAUAGUCUUCUUUGGAGAAGGAUUACCAUACCAGUUUCAUGAAUCUAUGGCAGUGGACAAAGAUAAGUGUGACUUGCUAAUUGUCAUUGGCUCAUCCUUAAAAGUCAGGCCAGUUGCUCUUAUUCCAAGUUCAGUUCCAUCAAGUGUUCCACAAAUUUUGAUUAAUCGUGAACCUCUACCACACUUCAAUUUUGAUGUAAAAUUGCUUGGAGACAGUGAUGUGAUUAUAAAUCAACUCUGUCACAUGUUGGGUGAUGAUUGGUCUGAAGCAUGCUGGUGCCCUGAACCUUUAGUUGAGGCAAAACAUUUGUUGCCUUCUAUCCAUAGUCGACGGAGCAGCUAUGACAACACUUGGAAUGGGCGACAUAAGAUUACGGGACAAAGCAGUUCUAAAUCUACAGUCGAUCGGGGGCCCAGAAGUAAAUUGAAUAUUGAACCACCAGGUCAAGCUGCAUCUAUUUCCUCAACUGCUGCUGGUGUCAUGAAUAGAGAUAUUGUAACAGAUGGAAACUAUAGUCCAUACACAGGAGACCAUGGUUCAAAUGUUGAAAGCAGUGAAGCUGAUUCCUUGCAAAUGUCAAUAGAUAGUGGAAUGGGAAUGUCUGCAGAUAGUAGCUCUAGUGGAAUGAAAGAAAGACACAUGUCAGUUGAUUCAUCUACACGGGACAGUGGAGUAUGUUGUUCUGCUGACAGCCCCGUUGACAAUAGGAACUUUUCCAUGAUCGAUUCAUCCAAAGAAUGCAGUCAGGAAAGUACAGACCUGUAUGACAGUACAGUACAAAGAGAGAUCCGGUGCAUGCCAUGUGGAGUAAGUAGUUGUAGCAGCAACAGGAACAAUAGAGAUAAAGACUCUCAUGUUGAUAGCAGUUUGAAGCAGUCUCCCGCUGACAGUACAUCUCAAGGAAAGCAAUACACAGUUCUUAUUGAUUCUACAUCAAUGCUUCAAGAGGCAGAACCAGAGCACAAUGAAUGUUGUCAUUCACCAAAGGAUUCAAUAUCAAUACAUCCUGCUUCUGCAGAUAGCACUUUUGGAAAUGGAAGAGUAACCUCUUCAUCUGUAUCUGUUUGUGCUUCUGUCAACAAUCGACAAUUGUCUGUUGACUCUAUGAGAGAUAGUGGGAUUGGUGAUGGAACCAAUAGUGUGGACAGCUCAGCAAGCUGCGGUGCAUCUCCUACGGCCUCCAAAGAACAUCACAUGUCAGUUGAUUCAAGUGAUGAAGCACCAAAAUGCGAAGAUGAUAUUGAAGCACUUAGAGCUUGUUGGCAGCCCAAAAUUAGAGAAAGUUUAGCUUCUCGAUUACCUGAGGACUCGUAUUAUUUUAUGCAGCCAAAUACCUACAUCUUUCCGGGAGCUGAAGUUUUUUAUGAUCCUGAUGACACAGAACACUCUGUGUAUAGUGGUAGUGGCAGCAGUAGUAGUGACUCAAGUGAUUCUGGAAGUAAUGCCUCCGAUGAUAGUGACGGUGAGGAUGCAGAGGCUGAUCCGUGGGAUUCAACAGCUACUCCAGGCGAGAAAGUUACCAUGGGAAGGAGUCCUUGAUGCAGGCCUGGAAGAGGCCUUCCUUUUGUUGGUGCUUCCUUCCUGCACUUUAGAGGCAUGAAUAUAUGGUAAACGUCAAAACAAAGAAUGGCCUGUAAGUGGAAAACUUCCUUAGCCCAGAUUGGAGGAACACAUUACAGAACAUUUUAUUUAGCGUAGAGGGUAAUUAAACAGUAGUGACUCUGUAGCUGAAAAAUUUCUGUAGUUAAUACAUUGCUACCUAAUGCUUUACAGUAAACAAGUGAUUAUCGAUUAUCAGUACUAUUCAGAACGAAUUAGAGCAAAACAUGUAAUUUUAUAUAUUGUAUGGAACAAUGGAACAUUUUACUAAUUUACAAGUGUUUUAUCAACUUGUGGAUAAGCAGUUUCCUGGAUACACUUAAUUUCAUUGAAUAUAUUUUCUCUGAGCAGAAGCUAAAAAUACUCUUUCUGGUAAUACAAAUCACCAGAUAUUACACAAUUCUGUGUCAAGAAGAGUUGCACUUAAGAUGUUCUUGAACUAAUAUGAACAUGUGUGCAUUGAAACUGAGCAAUCUCCUGAUAGUUAUUUUUCAAUUAUCUUUGUCAGAAAAUUUGACUGGGGAGUUACACUGUAAAAUUCAUGUGUUAAAUUAAAACACUUCAGUAAAUGGCUUAUUAUUAGAUAAAACCUCUCCAUGAUGAAUGAAAUUUAUGUGAUAGUAUAAAUUAACAAAACUGUUGUCAAAGUAUGUGACAGAUACUUUUUGACAGUGGUCUAAAAAAUUUGCAGUAUAUUGUGCAUUUCAUCAUUUAAAUUUAUUUGGUAAGUUCAGUGAAUUUUAAAGGCAGAAACUUCCCACAGCAAUAAGCAGGAUAAUGAAGAGUAAUAUUUUGGGGGAAUUUGUCAAUGCAUUUUUGAUAUUCAAGUCGUCCAUAGAGUUUUAUUUUGUGUCUGACUGUUGAAAGAAACUUGUUAAGGGGUUAAGACAAACUGUUUUAUAUGUAAAAAAAAAGUAGAAGAAGAAAAAAAAAACGAAAAAUUGUACAGUUGUGUUUUAGAAGGGUAUGUAUAUUGAUUUUAAACUAAGGAAAUUUUUAUCAAUGUGUAUAUAUUUAGUUAUAGGUUCAUGUGUCCUGAAGCAAUCUAGAGGUCUUGUGCAUUUAAUUCCAAUUAUAUUAAUCUUAAUUUGCCCUAAAGUCAGCAGAGUGUUUAUUAAUGAAAUAAUUGUGAUUUUAUAAAUCUUUAUUCAUAGCUAGAAAUUUGUUUGCCUCUAGCUUGCUACAAAGAAACCAAAAAAAGUAAACAGAUAUUAUAGGAUUCUUUAAGAAAUGUGCAUUUUCUGAUUUUAUUUUUUCAUACAUAGUGUUAAUUGUAAAGGUAAUAUUUAAUUUAUCCAAAUUUGUUGUUUUAUUUUAAAGAAUCACAAGUAAGUGAUUGUGUACAUGUGUGUGCCUGUGAGUGUGUGUAUGUAUGUACGUACUUCUUUUGUAUUUGUGCUCUGACACAUUCAGUUGGUUGUUAACUUAUUCAUAAUGUGACUUUUCAAUGGUGAAGUAUGGUACUUGUAGUAGCUUUCGUACUGUUUAAUUUACUUUGUUUCAAGGAAAGAAACCUUAUAUUAAAGUAGUCACUAUUUUUACCUAUAUUCUUGUGGUGAACUUAUUUUAUAAUACAACACCUAGAAAAUAAAAAUGAACAUGUAUUUUUAUUUCAGUGUUAAAUACAUGUUAAAAUAUUUGCUCUAACAUAAUUCUAAAUGAUAGUUCCUGUCACUAAUUACUUGAAAGCUUAAUGUCUUCUUAUAAACUGAGCCAGUUUUUGUUUGUUUUGUUGUUGUUGUCUUUUUUUCAAUUUUAAAUGGUGAUUUUAAGAACAACAUAAUAACUUAUUUAAAAUACAAAUGUAAUAAAAUUUAUGAUUACCUUUCUUACCUACAUCUUUACCUCUUUUCAAUAAAGAUUGUUUUUAUCUUAUAACUUCUAUAUUUGGCAGAAGAUAUGUUGAAUGGACAACUCUAGGACAAAAAUGAUGAUUUAUAUUGUCACUACAAUGUGUAUAACUUUGGCAUUACAUUAGGGGAAAUGUCUUUUAAAAUUUAAAUAUUUUCACAAAAUGUGGAAAAACAUUUAAUACAGAAGGACAAAAGUAAGUUUUAAUGUGCAGCUGUUGUUGAUAAUUGUUUUGGAAAUUAAAGAUUUUCUUAAAU
Gryllus bimaculatus (two-spotted cricket) is the source of this 5001-nucleotide messenger RNA. The record is from the annotation of a GenBank genome assembly. NCBI's taxonomy places the organism in Eukaryota, Metazoa, Arthropoda, Insecta, Orthoptera, Gryllidae.